This is a messenger RNA of Serpula lacrymans var. lacrymans S7.9, 1740 nucleotides long. RefSeq lists its product as uncharacterized. The coding region runs from base 126 to 1532 and encodes 468 amino acids. The record is from RefSeq and is a predicted model, not a curated record. NCBI's taxonomy places the organism in Eukaryota, Fungi, Basidiomycota, Agaricomycetes, Boletales, Serpulaceae. The transcript has 11 exons.
CGACACGACCUUUGCUUGACCCUGUCGUUAUCGACGGCGACUACCAAGAUUUUCCGAACACUAGUUCACCUCCUGCAUCCAACAAGGAUUUUCAGGCGUCGCCAGCAGGGUCGGACAAAUAUCAUAUGGACGAUAUUAUUCCAGAAACUCACGAACAUCGUACUCUUGUUCUAUGUUUCGAUGGAACCGGAGAUCAGUUCGAUGCUGAUAACUCCAACAUCAUCCAGUUCUUUUCGAUGCUGAAGAAAGAUGAUAUGAGUCAACAGAUGGUUUACUAUCAGGCCGGUAUUGGGACAUACACUAUACCGGAGAUCGCAACUCCUUUCAUGGCCGGUUUAUCAAAAACUUGGGAUAUGAUGGUUGGAGUUCAUCUCAAUGCCCAUGUUAUGGGCGGAUACGAGUUUUUGAUGCAGAAUUAUCAAGCUGGUGACAAGAUCUGUAUCUUUGGCUUUUCUCGGGGGGCAUACACCGCUCGUGCUCUGGCUGGAAUGAUUCACAAGGUCGGACUUCUUCCUGUGUGCAAUCAUCAACAAGUUCCUUUUGCAUACAAUAUGUAUUCGCGUGAUGACGAAACUGGCUGGAAACAAAGCACAGCGUUCAAGCGUGCCUUCUCGAUCAAUGUUGAAAUCGAAUUCGUUGGUGUGUGGGAUACUGUCAGUGCUGUAGGACUAAUACCUCGCCGUUUGCCGUUUACGAAAGUGAGCGACAAUAUCAAGUACUUCCGACAUGCAAUAUCACUGGACGAGCAUCGCGCUCGCUUCAAUCCGAACACAUGGAGCCAUCCAACGGAAAAGGAUAAAGAGCUAGGCGUCAAGCGUCAUGAGAUGCCACGCAGUAAGAAAGUCCAUCACAAGGCCAACCUACAUGACCUUGAACGCCGAUAUUCUGAGGACACUGAUACGACUACCGACGUCGAGGAGGUGUGGUUUUCGGGAUGUCAUACUGAUGUCGGAGGUGGAUCAGUCGUCAAUGGUACACGUUACAGUCUUGCACGUAUCCCUCUUCGUUGGAUGCUUCGCCAGUGUUUCUUGGCCAAAACUGGCAUUCUCUUCCACAAGUCUAUAUUCCCCAAAGUCGGGCUUGACCCCGAUAGACUUUACCCAGAGGUCCUUCCACGACCGCCUCCAUUAUAUCAGAGUCCUGCUUGCCGCUCUCCCCCGCUCAAGGUACCUUGGGUGGUGACGGACGAUCGUACGAUGGUAACCUACAGUGAUGGUGGGGAGUUCGUGAACGAAGAGGACGAAGACCUAGCAGAUGCGCUGAGUCCGCAUUACGACCAACUGGUACUCCUGAAGGGGUGGUGGAUACUUGAAGUCCUUCCACAGAAAAAUCACUACCAGAAGGACAACGAUAAUUCUUGGACACAGGAGUAUCAAAUAAACAUGGGUGCUGGACGGCACAUCCCGAGACAAAAGAAGGAUGGAGUCAAGUUCCAUAGAACUGUCAAGAUUCGCAUGGAGGCAGAAGGGCUGAAAGAUGGCAAAUAUUGGCCUAAGGCUAAGUUGAAGGUCGAACCCAAAUGGGUUGACUAGCCUUGAUUGCAUUGGAAAAUAUGUGACAGGACCUCGCGGAUUAAGUUGACGGCUCGAUAUCCAUAGCUGCAUUUCGUCUCGUCCCAGUUCGUGUUUUCUUCUAUUCAUGUUAUUGUAUCAGUUCCCUUGUUAUUUUACUUUAGUCUGCUAGGAGACCAACCUUUGUAUAUCUUGCUCAUAAUAUCCAUAACUUCAUCCUUAAGUUGAA